AAGAUAUCUAAAUUUAUAUCCAUUGUAGAAAACUUCCAGGGGAUAAAUUCUAUGUGAUUACAUAGGGAUAUAAUAUACAAUCACUAUCAAGAACCAAGAAAUUUUACAUAUACUCCAUGGAUAGCUAUUUGCCUUGUAUACUUACUGGUUUCAUAUUUUAUGCCUUUGGCUUAAAAUGGUGUUACGAAUAUGCCAAGUAUUGGGUAUCUUUGAGACCUAGAGAUGAUUCGCAUGCCACAAAAGGACUCAGAUUUAUAGAGAAAUGUGAAAGACUUAUAAACAGACAUCCUAUAGAAGGAAGCUUGAAGCUGAUAGCAACUGCUGUAGGGUUAGCUGGUACAAUAACCGGUGGUUUACAACAAGUUGGAACUGUUUCUCCAAAAGUGGUACUCGCUACUAUCUAUUUGUUUUUUGCAUUUUCUGGUCUAGUUGAUGUUUUGAACUUUUAUUUUCCUCAUAAUGUAAGCGAAGGAUUGGUGAAACUGGCACUUGCUCAAAGCUUUUUCAUAGAAGGAUUUCUUUUCUUAUGGGGAAGUGUUGGAAGUAAUGCGUUAGUUGAUAAAAUCUUAGCUCUCAUAGUAUGGACAACAGCUUUGGCUAUUACUUUAGAACUUGUCUGGCCCGAAUUAAAACUUUUAAGAGCUUGUACAACGUUGCUUCAUGGUGGUUGGAUAGCACAUGUUGUUCGUGUAUACCAUUCGGUACCAAUGUUGCCAGAAGGUAUUGCACUGAUAUUUUCUUGGCAUGUAGCUGCUGCUUCAGCAGUAACAUUAUGUGUAGUAGCAGCGACGAGAAGUUGUGCUCCUAAACUGAUAAUGGAAGAACCACCAGAGAUUCCUAUUUAUGACUAUUGUCAAGAACCAGAUCAAAGAAUGUAGGUCACCGAAGUGAAAGCAAUAUAAUUUUGUGCCAAUAUAAAAUUUUAGCAAUAUGCACAAAAGUAAUAUUUUUAGAGUAGUAUAUUAUUAGUACU
Molecule: messenger RNA, 973 nt
Organism: Eufriesea mexicana
Lineage: Eukaryota; Metazoa; Arthropoda; Insecta; Hymenoptera; Apidae
Product: transmembrane protein 45B
Exons: 2
Coding region: 117-878 (253 amino acids)
Source: RefSeq, a predicted model, not a curated record